Messenger RNA from Nannospalax galili (Upper Galilee mountains blind mole rat), 602 nucleotides. It is a transcript of the gene Rps13, whose product is annotated as ribosomal protein S13. The transcript is spliced from 6 exons. Gene Ontology annotation, biological process: translation. Gene Ontology annotation, molecular function: structural constituent of ribosome; small ribosomal subunit rRNA binding. Lineage: Eukaryota; Metazoa; Chordata; Mammalia; Rodentia; Spalacidae. Bases 103 to 558 code for a protein of 151 amino acids. Gene Ontology annotation, cellular component: nucleolus; ribosome; cytosolic small ribosomal subunit. The record is from RefSeq and is a predicted model, not a curated record.
GUGCGAGGAAGCUGCGGCGUGUGACGUCACGUCCGUCGUGCGGAGUGCUUUCCUGCGGCGUUUCCUCCCUCGUUCUCUCUUUGCUGCCAGACCGCCGCCAUCAUGGGUCGCAUGCACGCUCCCGGGAAGGGCCUGUCGCAGUCGGCUCUGCCCUACCGCCGCAGCGUCCCCACCUGGCUGAAGCUGACGUCUGACGACGUGAAGGAGCAGAUUUACAAGCUGGCCAAGAAAGGCCUGACUCCAUCCCAGAUCGGUGUGAUCCUGAGGGACUCCCAUGGGGUUGCACAAGUCCGUUUUGUGACUGGCAAUAAAAUUUUGAGAAUCCUUAAAUCCAAAGGACUGGCUCCUGAUCUUCCUGAGGAUCUCUACCAUUUAAUUAAGAAAGCAGUUGCUGUUCGCAAGCAUCUUGAGAGGAACAGAAAGGAUAAGGAUGCUAAAUUCCGCUUGAUUCUGAUAGAGAGCAGAAUUCACCGGCUGGCUCGUUAUUACAAGACUAAGCGAGUCCUCCCACCCAAUUGGAAAUAUGAGUCAUCCACAGCCUCUGCUCUAGUGGCGUAAAUUGGUCCUGUGUACUGAAGCAAUAAAGCUGCUUUAAAUCAUUA